GAAACAAGGGCCUUGCUGAACGUUCCGCCCUGGGAGUAAACAGUUGAAAGAGAAACUCCAAUCCAAAGGAUAAGGACUCCCUCUAAUCAACGGAGAUGUCAGCGGUGGAAUCUUUUCUAUGAAUUGGUCUCAAAUCCCGCAGCGAUCCUAUCCAAAAACAUGGAAUCACCACCGAGCUAUGAACACCCAGAAGGCUCUGCAGAUCCCUCUGCUGAACUGUCAGCUACACCUACAGGUGAGGCUACAGGGCGCUCUUCUAAUGAUGUAGAAGAAGAAAAUGGCCAACAAACUGUGGACAAGGACUCUGGUCGAAAAGCCAUUGAUGAAAGUCAAGACAACUCAUCGAGUAGUGAGAAAUUAACAGACAAAACUACAUCUAUCCCUACAGAAAAUGGCCAACAAACUGUGGACAAGGACUCUGGUCGAAAAGCCAUUGAUGAAAGUCAAGACAACUCAUCGAGUAGUGAGAAAUUAACAGGUGAUCAUCAGAGUCUGAGUACAAAAACUACAUCUAUCCCUACAGGUGAGGCUACAGGAUACUCUUCUGAUGAUGUAGAAUCAGUUGGAGGGAAAAAUGGCCAACAAACUGUGGACAAGGACUCUGGUCGAAAAGCCAUUGAUGAAAGUCAAGACAACUCAUCGAGUAGUGAGAAAUUAACAGGUGAUCAUCAGAGUCUGAGUGUUACUACAGGUUAUUUCUCAACAAAAACUACAUCUAUCCCUACAGGUGAGGCUACAGGAUACUCUUCUGAUGAUGUAGAAUCAGUUGGAGGGAGUAAGAAAAUUAAGAUAAAAUGUUUCUCAUCACUUCUCGAUCUGGAAACAUAUAUAAUUUUUGACAAAAUUACUGUGUUGAGCACAUAUAAUGUUCACAUUCAAUUUUGUUUUGCUGAUGUGGAAUCAGAAAAUGGCCAACAAACUGUGGACAAGGACUCUGGUCGAAAAGCCAUUGAUGAAAGUCAAGACAACUCAUCGAGUAGUGAGAAAUUAACAGACAAAACUACAUCUACCCCUACAGAAAAUGGCCAACAAACUGUGGACAAGGACUCUAGUCGAAAAGCCAUUGAUGAAAGUCAAGACAACUCAUCGAGUAGUGAGAAAUUAACAGACAAAACUACAUCUAUCCCUACAGAAAAUGGCCAACAAACUGUGGACAAGGACUCUGGUCGAAAAGCCAUUGAUGAAGUCAAGACAACUCAUCGAGUAGUGAGAAAUUACAAAACUACAUCUAUCCCUACAGGUGCGGAUUCAGAUGAAGGUAAUAGGUUUCCACCUGGCCAACAACCCAAUGAUGAAAGUCAAGAUAACUCAAGUAGUGAGAAAUUAACAGGACGCAGAACACUAUUGGUAGGAGUGGCUAUAGUGGCACUUGUUGCCAUUGUAGCACAGUAUUACCACCAAUCCAAAUCUCAACCUCAGAAGACUGAUUGGCAACAGGUAGAUGUUUUCCUCAAGCACAUGAAAAACGUAAAAGCGAAGUUUCCCAAUCAGCGCGCUGAGCUUUGGAGCAGGAGUGAAAUCCACCUGAAGAGGCACCUCCAGACCAGCCAACCCACAGAGCCUGUGAGCCUGAUCCUGACAUCAGGUGUCAGAGCCGAGAGGACCAUGCGCUGCCUGGCUCAGGGUGUGGCCUCCGCCUUCUCCACCGCCCGCAACGCUUCCAUCCUCCACAUCGACGGAGCGGGAAAAGCCGGCCAAGACAGCGACCAGGUCAAACUGGACAUUGACAGAAAGCUGCAAGGAGCUUUCGAGGGAGACAAGCCCGUAGCGGUGAUUCACCGCCUGGAAGAGCUGCCUCCGGGCUCCACGCUCAUAUUCUACCGCUACUGCGAUCACGAGAACGCCGCCUACAAGAAGACUUUUCUGAUCUUCACAGUGCUGCUGGGUGACAAAGAGGAGAUCCCGGCCGAGAUGCGCUUGAGCAUCGUGGAGGAGAUGGUGGACGAUUACUUGCAGAAGAAAUUUCUGUCUCACAGUCACCCGGUGUCUUUCGACAGGAUGGAUAUCAAUAAGUACGGCGGACUGUGGAGCCGCAUUUCCCACCUCAUCCUGCCGGUGGCGGCAGAGGACAGAAUAGAGCAUGAAGGAUGCUAGAGGACUCAACUCUGUUCUGAGUUUUGGAUCUGAGCACUGGAGUAGCACGCAGCUGUAAAACCUCUUACCGGGAUAUUUAUUCUGGUGCUCCUUGCUGUGGUUUUAAACAAUAUUUUAAACAAUGCAUAUUUGUAACAGGAAUUUUACUGAAAUUCAGUUGCAUCGAUAUAUUAGGUCUCAUUCGAAAGUGGGACAUUGUAAGAAUUUAAUUCAUUGAGAAGUCUUUGACAAAAAGGCUUAUGCGCUUUAUUCUUUUAAUCUUUUGUUGAAUUCAUAAGUGGGAUGAGAAAUGUUAUUUGGAUGUUGGAGCGGCGGGAUUUUUAACUGCUACAUUUUAAACACACUCAAUGUAAAAUAAAUCAUAUUCACACAACUUUCACAUAGAGCUGGCAUCACAUUAGGUUUAUGAUUUUAGUUUCUGCAAUGACUGACUGGCACCAUGUGCCUUAAAGUAGGCCUCUGAUUUUCUUUGUGUCAACCAUGUUUCGAAUAGAAAAGGAUACGAGUUAAAUGUGCCUUAAAUUAGAAAUAAACACUUAUUUUAAUUUAAAA
Messenger RNA from Poeciliopsis prolifica (blackstripe livebearer), 2646 nucleotides. Its product is annotated as torsin-1A-interacting protein 2-like. The coding region runs from base 160 to 2094 and encodes 644 amino acids. Gene Ontology annotation, cellular component: membrane. Gene Ontology annotation, molecular function: ATPase activator activity. Gene Ontology annotation, biological process: membrane organization. Lineage: Eukaryota; Metazoa; Chordata; Actinopteri; Cyprinodontiformes; Poeciliidae. The record is from RefSeq and is a predicted model, not a curated record. The transcript has 16 exons.